Messenger RNA from Carlito syrichta (Philippine tarsier), 3405 nucleotides. RefSeq names its product dishevelled binding antagonist of beta catenin 1 (gene DACT1). NCBI's taxonomy places the organism in Eukaryota, Metazoa, Chordata, Mammalia, Primates, Tarsiidae. Gene Ontology annotation, cellular component: cytoplasm. Bases 523 to 2190 code for a protein of 555 amino acids. The transcript is spliced from 4 exons. Gene Ontology annotation, biological process: negative regulation of canonical Wnt signaling pathway; negative regulation of JNK cascade; regulation of Wnt signaling pathway, planar cell polarity pathway. The record is from RefSeq and is a predicted model, not a curated record.
AUCUUACUGCUGCGAAAGCAAUUGAAUUGUUUGAGGAGAAGAGAUGCUGGUUUGUUGAAUCAGUUGCAAGAGCUUGACAAGCAGAUAAGUGAUCUGAGACUAGAUGUAGAAAAGACAUCUGAAGAGCACCUGGAGACAGACAGCCGGCCUAGCUCAGGGUUUUAUGAGCUGAGUGAUGGGGCUUCAGGAUCCCUUUCCAAUUCCUCUAACUCAGUGUUCAGUGAGUGUUUAUCCAGUUGUCAUUCCAGCACCUGCUUUUGCAGUCCCUUGGAGGCAACCCUGACUCUCUCAGAUGGUUGCCCCAAAUCUGCAGAUCUCAUAGGAUGGUUGGAAUAUAAAGAAGGCCACUGUGAAGACCAGGCCUCAGGGGCAGUUUGCCGUUCCCCCUCCACACCACAAUUUAAUUCCCUUGAUGUCAUUGCAGAUGUGAAUCCCAAGUACCAGUGUGAUCUGGUGUCUAAAAACGGGAAUGAUGUGUAUCGCUACCCCAGUCCACUUCAUGCUGUGGCCGUGCAGAGCCCAAUGUUUCUCCUUUGCCUGACGGGCAACCCUCUGAGGGAAGAAGAGCGACCUGGAAAUCAUGCCAAUGAAAUUUUCAGUGGAUCUGAGACAGAUGCCACCAAAACAGACAGUUCCUUACCAUCUCCAAGCAGUCUGUGGUCUACUUCCCAGCCUUCAUCCAGCAAGAAAAUGGAUGGCUAUAUUCUGAGUCUGGUCCAGAAAAAAACACACCCUGUAAGGACCAACAAACCAAGAACCAGUGUGAAUGCGGACCCCACGAAAGGGCUUCUUAGGAACGGGAGCGUUUGUGUCAGAGGCACUGUCAGUGUCUCACAGGCCAACAGCGUGAACCUUAAGAAUUCCAAACAGGUGUGUUUGCCCUCUGGCGGAAUCCCCUUGUUGGACAAUGGGACGUUCUCUCCACCAAAGCAGUGGUCGAAAGAAUCAAAGGCAGAGCAAGCAGAGAGCAAGAGGUUGUCCCCGCCAGAGGGCUGCUCGCCAGGCGCUGCCGCCGAACUUCAAAGCAAGCAUCUGCCCAAAAAUGCCAAGCCAGCCUCCCAGGAUCAUGCUCGAUGUUCCACUGCUGGGACAGGAGAGUCCCCGAAAGAAAACACUGCGAUCUCAACUGCUCCUCCAAAAGAGAGCCCUGGCAGAGGCUCCGCACCCCAGCAAGAGAACAGAGCGGUCCAGAGCCUGAAAAAGCUGCCACAGAAAAGCAGCCUGCAGACUGUUCCUGCAGCCGCUCCCCCCACCCUGCCAUCUCCAGCCUUCCCGGUAGAAGAGAGGCCUGCCUUGGAUUUCAAAAGCGAGGGCUCUUCUUCCCAAAGCCUAGAGGAGGGGCAUCUGGUCAAGGCCCAGUUCAUCCCUGGGCAGCAGCCCGUCGUCAGGCCCCACCGGGGCCACCGGAACGCGGGCGUCGCCAAAGGCUCCACGCUGAAGCACCGCGGCGGGGUCCUGGAGAACGGCUUACCCACAGUCAGGGAGAAAACACGGGCGGCCAGCAAGAAGUGUCGCUUCCCCGAUGACUCGGAUACAAAUAAGAAACUCAAGAAAGUCUCCUCCAAGGGGAGGAAGAGCGCAGGCGGGCCAGCCGAGGCAGGACUUCCGGGCAGGCCCCAGGGCGGGGGUCACAGGGCUGGGAGCCGGGCGCAUGGCCAUGGACGGGAGCCCGUGGUGGCCAAACCUAAGCACAAGCGAACUGAUUAUCGGCGCUGGAAGUCCUCGGCUGAGAUUUCCUACGAGGAGGCCCUGCGGAGGGCCCGCAGGGGACGCCGGGAGAACGCGGGGGUGUUCCCCACGCCCGUGCCGCUGCCCUACGCAAGCCCCUACGCCUACGUGGCCAGCGACUCCGAGUACUCGGCCGAGUGCGAGUCCCUGUUCCACUCCACCGUGGUGGACACCAGCGAGGACGAGCAGAGCAAUUACACCACAAACUGCUUUGGGGACAGCGAGUCGAGUGUGAGCGAGGGCGACUUCGUGGCGGAGAGCACGACCACCAGCGACUCUGAAGAAAGCGGAGGCCUAAUCUGGUCCCAGUUUGUCCAGACUCUCCCAAUCCAGACGGUCACGGCCCCUGACCUUCACAACAACCCUGCAAAGACCUUUGUCAAAAUUAAGGCCUCCCAUAACCUCAAGAAGAAAAUCCUCCGCUUCCGUUCUGGCUCGUUGAAACUGAUGACCACGGUUUGAGCCACAUCAUGGGUGUAGAAAGUGUCUUUUUUUUUUCUCCUCACUCUCAGUGUCGAAAUAAAAAAGGCACCAUUUGUUGUAUGUGUAAUACUUUCAUGGAAUGCUUGUCUUUUAAGAUAAAACCGAGGUUAAAUUAUUAUCUCAUCAUCAUAUAUGGACUCUAGUGCCUUUGAUGGAAGGUAAAGAAUGUUAUUGCUAGUUAGAAGUAAAUAUUGAGGUUUUGAUGGUGGUGAUAGUGAAUGAGUUUUGUCGUAGCAGCUGUUUUUUCUUUAAAAUCUGAGCCUACGGGCAAGGUACAGAUUUUAAUUGUCAAGUUUUAUAGGGAUGAGACCUUUGGAUACCAAGGUCAAGUGGGUGGAAUUUUAGGACAUACCUUUGCUCCUUGACUCUACAGGACAGUGUCUCCACCAGGGUUUUUCUGUUGAGGGGCAUCACAUGCAAUUGUGGUAAGUAGGUAGGAGAGGCAGUAGAGGCAGUCUCAUUGUUUCUAUGGUUUCUUUAUGCGGUCUAAUUUCUCAGACUUGUAUCCCCAUUCUUUUUUCUUUUCAGAACUGUUCUGUUUACUGGACUCAUAACAUGCAGCCCAGACCUUAUAUCCAGAGAUGGCAACCUGGAUGGGCGGGCUGGUAAUACCUUCAAAGGAUUCAUGAAAACUUUUGCCACACUUAGUGCCUAGGCCCUGGUUAUAGUUAACUCCUUCUAGGGCCAUUUAUCCGACAUUUUGAUGCCUUUCCCCCAGCUCCCUAAUUUGUAACCAAUCCAACCAUUCAAUCCUUGGAGUAUUUGCCUUCGGAAUAAAAUGUUGAUCCUCGGGUACAGAGAAAUUCACUCUUAAUGAAAUAACUCUUGGGCAUUAUUCCAAUCCCAGAGUUGCUCACUAAGCACUGUGCCACCUAAGCGUUAACCCGAACAUAUUAGUGCAAUCCAGUCCAGAUUGGACCACUGACCCUAUCUGGAAGGGCUGUUUUUUAAAAAAAAAAUUUUUUGGUAAACAGUAUUGUGUAAAAUUGCUUUUUUAUACCAAUAUAUGCAUGUUUUCUGCAUGAGUAGUAUUGUUUUGAUAUUCCUGUUGGUGUUAAAUUACUGUAUAAUAUAAACAGUAUGUGUUUUUAUAUAUCAUUGUGUAAAUUUAAUAUAACACAUAUGUGGUAAUAAACGAUUUGUUUUACUGCUGUUAAGUUUGUUAUUUGGGUAUAAAACCAGAUGUUUACACCU